Molecule: messenger RNA, 2604 nt
Organism: Lucilia sericata (common green bottle fly)
Lineage: Eukaryota; Metazoa; Arthropoda; Insecta; Diptera; Calliphoridae
Product: mucin-5AC-like
Exons: 7
Coding region: 1-2604 (867 amino acids)
Source: RefSeq, a predicted model, not a curated record
AUGCCACAAGGUGCCGAUAACACAAAUACCGACAUCCACCACAACAACAACAACAAGGCAGAUGCAGGCCUUUCCGACAAUACCUCCCCUACCCACUUCCAGGCUUUAACCAAUGCCCAACCACAACAACAACAACAACAACAACAAUCUAGAACUAUAGUUACAAAUAAAAAAACUUCUUCGCCCAAAACCCUACCUGCUACCUAUUGUACUAGUACACGUUCCGCAGCAGUCAUGGCUUUGGCCUUACGCAGUCAAACACCCCCCAGUCCACAGACAACACACAAAAAUUCACGUAACUAUCGAACUGCCGAAGCUGUCAACCACUCGGCCGAAUCAACUUUUACAACUACAACGUCAAUGUCACCCACCACCACGGCUACAACGUCUCGACAACAUAUUAAUAACCGCUCACCGGCUCAACAGAUCAAAUCGAAGAUUCUAAAUGAACGUCCAAAUGGCAUUGGAGAUUUGUAUUCGGGCGGUUCGAGUAGUUCCGACAACGAUGGUGUAAAUACUUCCUCUUCCUCGUCGGCCACCGCUUUAAGGCGUUUGUAUUUCAAAAGUGGUCGUAGCACUAAAACGAAAGCCAAUACGAAUAAAUCUUCCAUGUCUAUGACCCAAAUAACGAAAAAUGCCAUUUGUACAGCUGCCGUGCUGUAUCAUUCUUCGGUGGAAGGUACCCUAGGCGCCGCUGGUAAUACGUCCAAUAGUAAAAGUGUUCCCAAGGUUGUUGUAAUGGGUUCUUCCACUGCUUCGGCGAGCGAUACGAUUAUUAAUACAUCCACUGACUCAGCAUCGACUAUGAUUACGAAUGUUACCCAUACAGAUACAUCAGAGACCUGCGAUUCUUUAGAUUUAGUUGAAUGUGUUUCAGGUGAUAAUUCGGGUCAAAGUGAGCCAUUAUUUAGUUCCUUGGAAGAGCCUUUGCUAACCGCCAUACAAGUUGAUUCCGAACAAGAAGGUACCGAAAUCGAGUUGACCAGUUGCUCAUCAUAUUCACGACCCGAUAUGAAUUUACAGGAAAGUACUGAGAGUCAAGAGUCCUGUCUAUCCAUCUUAACGGGUGAGCCAUCUUCGACUACACCGCUAUUGUCAUCACACCGAAAACAUUCGCCUAUAAGUACUGGUUAUGGUGAUAAAGAGCGUGAACGCGAACGUGUGCCUAAUACGGCUCCCGCCCCCACAAGUGGCGGUAAGCACUUUACAUUUGACAAACCACAAUCCCCGAAAUCCCAACAGCAGCAGCAACAACAACGUUUGUCGAAAUAUAUGGAUGAAGGACAAACAUAUGACAAAUGUAAUUCCUCGAAUGAAAGAUUACCAACACGUACCUAUCCCUCGCAAAAGAGCAACAAUACAACUGGAGUUACUAACGCUGAUGUAACACUUUUUAAUAGCAGUAAAAAGUCACGAAACGAAACAGCUGAACGCAAUCGUUAUUCAAUGGCAGCCACUGCAACACACAAAACUAGUCCGAAACGUGAGCGACGACGUUCACCUUCAUCAUCAACGUCCAAAGUCAAUUCAGCUCCGCCCACAAUGAAGGAUAGCAACUUUUUCGGUAGCAACUCUUCACCGACCAGACUCAAUAACAAACAACUCUCGCCUACCUCGCAGAGCUCAGGUCAACGUAAAUAUUCCUCCAGUUCUUCAUCCGGUGGCAGUGAGCGCUAUAAAGACGGCAUACUAUUUCCCUUCGAUCGUGAGGCUAUCGACUAUGAACGCAUACAGCGUGAAUGUUUUGCAUUAAAGGAACACUCUAGUUCCUCAACCACUACCAGCGAUUCAGAUGAACCGGAACCCUGUUCGGUUUAUGAAAGAUCGAAGGCUACAAUUUCACCCAAACCCACUGAAUUCUAUAAACAAUACAGCUUACUCUCGCAAAAGGAACAGCAGCAGCAACAACAUUCACAAACAUCAUCUCGUAAAAAUUCUAAACGCUUACGUUCCGAUUCUUUAGCACAAAAGUAUAUACCCAAAUCGGAUGCAUUUAGUCCUAAAUCAAAAACCAGCUCUCCCACCCACAAUGCCCAUCAUUCGCCCAACUCGCAAAUAGAAUUAAAUAAAUUCGAGGAUAUCGCCUCGAAAUUUGAUCAAAUGCCACCAAAACAUGGUUCGAUUGUCAAUCUAGCCACAAAAACCACUAGCCCUCUGUCCAGCUGCGGUCAAAUAUCGAAUUUGAAAAACAACAACAACAAUUACAUGAGCAACAACAAUAUUGAGAGCAUAUCAUCAAAUGCUAGUAGUCCUAGUAACUCACGUAGCACCACACCACCGCUGCCCAAUCUACGCGUUGACUUUUUCAUGGAAAAGUCAACGCAAUCGCGCAAAAAAUCAUUUAAAAAUAAACCAAAAACAGCCUCAGCCAUCGAGGAAGUGGAUACGAUCACAACAGCAAAUACAGCACACGACUUUUUGGGUGACUGCCAAUAUGUAGUAGGUAGUAGCAAUGUUUCAGCAGCGGCUAAUGUUGUCAUUAAUUCAGGUGGCCCUAUUAACGUAACAGCCAAUCCAAUGGAGGUAGCCGCUGUCUGUACGCAACCGAGAGCAACAAUUGUCGUCCAACAAUUCAAUGCCCAAAACACAAUACUAUACACUUAA